Messenger RNA from Phalaenopsis equestris, 1598 nucleotides. Its product is annotated as F-box/kelch-repeat protein SKIP20. Bases 325 to 1434 code for a protein of 369 amino acids. The transcript has a single exon. Gene Ontology annotation, biological process: negative regulation of cytokinin-activated signaling pathway; regulation of phenylpropanoid metabolic process. NCBI's taxonomy places the organism in Eukaryota, Viridiplantae, Streptophyta, Magnoliopsida, Asparagales, Orchidaceae. The record is from RefSeq and is a predicted model, not a curated record. Gene Ontology annotation, molecular function: protein binding.
CGCAUAGUCAAGAUGGGUUACCACUAAUCAUUAAAUAUGUUCAUGUACAAUGUAAAUAAAAUUAUAUGGACGUGGGACCCAUGCCACUCAUGCAAGGAUAGGAUUGAAUCCCCACCAUCCAAUAAUAGCCAAGUCAGAGACUCAUCCUCCGAACCCCUCCCCUUCCCCAACUUCACUCCUACAUAAACGCCUCCCCUCCAACCAACACUCAUCGUCUUCUUCAUCUCUUCUCCUUCCUUCCCAUAAUUGCUAUAAAAAAGCACAAUCCUUCAUUCAAUUAAGAAUCUUUCGAUACACAGAUCGAGAUAGUACCAAUAAAACCUCAUGGAGGAAGAGCAAGCAUUGAUACCUGGCCUCCCCGACGACAUAGCCUUAGACUGCAUCGCGAGAGUACCGCACCGCUUCCUCCCCGGUCUUCGACCAAUCUGUCGCCGUUGGCGAGAUCUAGUGACAUCCCCAUCUUUCCGCCACCAUCGUGAGCGGAUCGGCUCGGCAGAAGACCUGAUCUUCCUGGUCCAAGCCCUUGGCGGCGGAGCAACCAUAGCCGGCGACGCCAAGGAUCCAAUCAAGCCAUCCAUCGCCGCAGAUCUCCGUCCUCCAGUGUACUCCCUAUCCAUCUACGUCGCCACAGACGGUUCAUGGCACCGAUUGUCUUUGCCGGAACCCAUUCCGAUGUUCGCCCAGUGCGUAGCUGUCGAAGGGAAGCUGGUCCUCGUCGGCGGAUGGGAUCCCGUGACUCUCGACCCCGUUCCAGAUGUGCGGAUUGUAGAUCUGGUCACCGGGGAGUGGAGAAUAGGCCGGCCCAUGGCAACCGCGCGUUCGUUUUUCGCGUGCGCGGCUUUGGGCGGUAGGGUAUACGUGGCCGGUGGGCAUGACGGGUUAAAGAACGCGCUGCGGACUGCGGAGGUUUACGAUGUGGAGGCGGACGAGUGGGCGGCGAUACCGGCGAUGGUGGAGGAGAGAGACGAAAGUCAGGGAGUAGUAAUUGAGGGGAGAUUCUGGGCAGUAAGUGGAUACGGAACGGAGAGGCAGGGGAGGUUUACGGAUUCGGCUGAGUGGUUUGAUCCGGAAAAGGGGGUUUGGCGGAGUGAGGAAGGGGUGUGGUCGGAGGAAGGUGGAUCGGCUGCGUGCUUUGCCGGAGGUGAGAGACUAUGGUGCGUGGGGCGGAGAGGGGCGAAAGAAUACAGGGGAGGGAGUGUGUGGAAGGAGGCAGUGCAGCCGCCGGAGGGGAUGAAGGGGAGCACGUGCGCGGCGAUGAUGGGAGGCGGAAGGGUUUUCGUGAUGGGGGCUGCCGGAGAAGGCGGAGGCGUUGCGGGAUCGAGCGGCGGGUAUUGUAGCUGGGUUCUGGAGAUUGCGGGAGGGCAGUGGAUAAGGACGGAGACGCCGGCGAUCUUUUCAGGGUUCGCGUACUCCGCUGCCGCUGUCCGUAUGUGAGUCUGGUCACCGACUAGGUAAUCAGCGUCACCUCUAAUUAAGAUAAUGAGGCGUUAUUAGUUUAGUGCAAUAAUGUUAUCCGUAGUGAUGAAAGAGCCGAUGACGGAUAUAUGUACAGUUUUUGUAUUAAAAUAUUAUAUUAUAUGGGUUAUGUGUUGCUUCUA